Messenger RNA from Pectinophora gossypiella (pink bollworm), 1480 nucleotides. RefSeq names its product tetraspanin-13 (gene Tsp97E). Lineage: Eukaryota; Metazoa; Arthropoda; Insecta; Lepidoptera; Gelechiidae. The coding region runs from base 291 to 974 and encodes 227 amino acids. The transcript has 6 exons. The record is from RefSeq and is a predicted model, not a curated record. Gene Ontology annotation, cellular component: membrane.
UAAUGUCACUCAGAUGUCAGUGAUUCUGAUUUCCUUCUGUCUGUGCAUUUUCUAGAUUAUUUUCAAGUUUACGUAGAUUUCUAUUUAAAGUUGACAUAAUACAAUUGUGUACAUUACGUUCUUGAGAUUAAUUUUCGUUUUCCGAAGAUUCAGCUGGUUGAGAUAUGAUAGUGAUUGUAACUUUUUGCGCGACGACUUGGCUUUGUUAAUCUUCUAGUGGUGUCGGAGGGAUAUUGCCUUGGUGGAGAACCUUGGUGGUCACAAAUCUACAAAAAAGACAAUUUUGCAAAAUGUGUGGAGGUUUCACCUGCUCCAAAAACGCUUUAAUAGCGUUAAACAUCCUUUAUGUGGUGGUGGCGUCAAUCCUCAUUUCGGUGGCGGUGUACGGGCAAGCUUCGUCCGUGGUGGUCCCCAACCUGCCCAUAGUUGGUGGCAUCCUCGCCUGCGGAGUGUUCCUCAUUCUGGUCUCUCUGCUAGGCUUAGCUGGAGCUGUCAAACAUCACCAAGUCAUGUUGUUCUUUUACAUGGUGAUCUUGUUCCUGCUAUUCUUGGUUCAAUUCUCAGUGGCGUGUGCAUGCUUGGCUGUCAACUCAGAACAACAGGAGAUGCUGGCUCAACAGGGUUGGAACAAAGUAGAUCAAGAUGUGAAGAGUCAGGUGCAGGAGCGCUUCCAAUGCUGUGCGUUCAGGUCCCGCCUACCAGUCAAUGGCACUGUUGACUACCCCUCAUGUGAUGUUGUGGAUAAAAUUUGCUGUGGGAGUGAUGUAGUAACGCCGGCGUGUAGCUGUGAGCCUUGCAUGGCCAAACUGAAGGAGACCAUUGAUUAUGCAUUCAAACUGUGCGGUGGCAUCGGCCUGUUCUUCAGUUUCACCGAGCUAUUUGCCGUUUGGCUCGCCCGACGUUACCGCAACCAACCUGACCCCAACUAUAAGGAGCCCCACGCCAUCUUCCCCAGAAAGAACUACUUAUAUUAAGAUAUAGUUAUUUAAUGGUGGUAUCUUAGCAUAAUAGCUCUUUGCUGUUCUAUUGAAAGUUGCGCACAUAACAUAUAAACAUAAGCUCACGAGUAUAGCCUGGCAGAGGUACAAACAUCGCAAGAUGAACUAAGUACCCACACCUCACCGAGUUUUUUGUUAGACCAACGUGAUAGGUGGUGAGCCGUGUCGCCAUCUAUAAUCGUCAAGAUAGGUGUUAGUGAAAACUGCACUUAAGAUAAAUUAAGCCGUUGGUCCCGGUCACUACUCACUGAUGCAAGUUAAUAGUCGUUACAUGAGCCAUGUCAGGGGCGUCUGGCGGUUCAAUAGUAACCCUUACACCAGGGUUGAUGGGGUUGGUAAUCCACCUCACAACCCACACGAUAGAAGAAGAAGAAUAACUCAUUGGUGCAAGUCCGGUACCUUGGAUCGAACCGGCGCUCCCCGAUUGAGAUUAAUUAGUUCCGUACCAAAAUGGUAAAAAAAUCGACCGGCCAAAAGAUUCA